Messenger RNA from Musca domestica (house fly), 715 nucleotides. RefSeq names its product DNA-directed RNA polymerase II subunit RPB9 (gene RpII15). Gene Ontology annotation, biological process: transcription initiation at RNA polymerase II promoter; maintenance of transcriptional fidelity during transcription elongation by RNA polymerase II; transcription-coupled nucleotide-excision repair. Lineage: Eukaryota; Metazoa; Arthropoda; Insecta; Diptera; Muscidae. The record is from RefSeq and is a predicted model, not a curated record. The transcript is spliced from 3 exons. The coding region runs from base 312 to 701 and encodes 129 amino acids. Gene Ontology annotation, molecular function: DNA-directed RNA polymerase activity; zinc ion binding; nucleic acid binding. Gene Ontology annotation, cellular component: RNA polymerase II, core complex.
UUUCUUUUAGUCUUAUUUUGCCGAUACUUUGCGAGUGCCGUAAUUUAGAAAAACUGCAAUAAAUUACUAGAAAAACCCUGUGAAAUACAAGUGAAACUUUAGAAAAAUACAAAAAACUAAUCCAUGAAAACAUAAACUAAUCGAAUUUGAUAAAAUAAUUUAAAAAUUUCGUUGAGAAAUAACAUUAAAACCUAAAAUACACGGUCCUUGAAAUAUCUAAAAACUUGAGACACAUCUAAGGUUGACGUUUGCUACCAUCCACUAACAUUCUAUCUUUAUCCCCAUAAACAACAGACAACACAUUCUACGCCAUGGCAUUGUCUUUUGAUGCUGCUGCCAGUGAAGGUCCCGGCUAUGUGGGCAUUCGUUUCUGUCAGGAGUGCAACAACAUGUUGUAUCCCAAAGAGGACAAGGAAAAUAAGAUCCUAAUGUACGCAUGUCGUAAUUGUGACUAUCGUCAGGAGGCCGAUUCCAAUUGCAUUUAUGUGAACAAAAUUAUGCACGAAAUCGAUGAGUUGACACACAUUUGCCCCGAUGUCAUUUCGGAUCCAACGCUGCCACGUACCGAAGAUCACGAGUGUCCCAAGUGUGGUCAUCGUGAAUCUGUGUUUUUCCAGGCUCAGACUCGACGUGCUGAAGAGGAAAUGAGAUUGUACUAUGUUUGCACCAAUCAAAAUUGUACUCACCGUUGGACUGAAUGAAUGAAUGGCAUUCC